Messenger RNA from Corticium candelabrum, 3090 nucleotides. RefSeq lists its product as uncharacterized. The transcript has 20 exons. Bases 30 to 3062 code for a protein of 1010 amino acids. Gene Ontology annotation, molecular function: pyridoxal phosphate binding; molybdenum ion binding; catalytic activity. Lineage: Eukaryota; Metazoa; Porifera; Homoscleromorpha; Homosclerophorida; Plakinidae. The record is from RefSeq and is a predicted model, not a curated record.
AUAUCCGGGAGUGCGCUUGUCUACGCACGAUGACAGACGGGUUUCUAUCGUUGUUGCUUGAUGGAAGAAACGUGCUUAUUAUCUUGAUUGUUGCUCCUCUUAUGCUCUCUUUUAUUGGAUUCUACAUGUUGUCAAGACAAAAUGGACUACCUCGCGACGUUGCUGUUUUGUCGCAACUGUAUGUCUUUCCGGUGAAAUCAUGCAGUGGAAUCAAGCUGAACACAACGGAAUGCACAGUGAGGGGACUAAAAUAUGACAGGUGCUGGGUUAUUGUGGAUAGUGAAGGAAAGAUGUUUAGUCUUAAAAGAAAGCCAUCAUUAGCUCUUGUCACACAAGAAAUAGAAAUUGAUGAUGAAGGCGAGGCUACAGUUACAUUGAAAGCUCCAAACAUGCCUGUGCUAACACUGACAAGUCGAGUUCAUCUCAAACAUCAAGAAGCAACACAGUUAACGAUUUGGAGAAUACAAGGUGAGGGAAUUGAUUGUGGUGCUGAAGCUGCUGAGUGGUUUAGCUCUUACCUUGGAACUCCUGGAUCAAAAGUUUACUUCACUUGUCCCGAGAAUUGCCAGCCAAGAAGGCUAACUACGGAUCCAAAAUAUGGCCAUCUUGCUAAGCCAAAGGAUGAAGUUGGAUUUGCUGACUUUGCUCCUGUGCUAGUAGCAUCAGAGGCAUCUCUAGAUGAUCUGAAUUCACGCCUUGAUAAUCCAGUCUCUAUUUGUAACUUUCGAGCAAAUAUCAUUGUUAGUGGUUCUACUCUGAAACCAUUUGAAGAAGAUACGUGGAAAUGCUUCAAGAUUGGAAAUGUGGUUUUGAGACAACUCAAGGAGUGUGACAGAUGUGUAGUGACAACUGUCAAUCCUAACACAGGAGAGAAGAACAACUUGGAACCACUGAAAACAUUGAGAAAAUAUCGUUCAGAUCCUCGAUAUGGUGCUUCUCCAAUGUUUGGACUUUAUGCUGCUGUUGACGUUGGUGGCAAGCUUACUGUUGGAAACAAGGUAAUCGUCACUGAAGUACUUGGAUUUAGAUUUCUCUUUUACGUGUAUGAAUUGCAAUUGCAACGUUUUUGUCGAGGCUUGCGCCAUCUCAGUAUGGUUGACUGGUUGCAUGUUUUCUCUGGCAUUCUUAACUUGGAGCAAUCGUGCUAUGGACUUGUCAUAGUCUUGGCUGUGUAUGUAGCUAUACUGCUGGCACGUAUUAGGAAUAAGAAAGGUCACCGUCGAGAGGUAGGAGUAGUCAGCGAGAUGUACCUCUAUCCAGUUAAAUCGUGCAAGGGCAUACCAAUAGCGAGUGGAGAAUGUACAUCUAGAGGUCUCAGAUACGACAGAUGUUGGAUUGUGAUGGAUGGAGAAGGUCAGUUCUUGACACAAAAGAGGCAGCCUGAAAUGGCAUGUGUAGCUCAGGAACUGGAGAUAGAUAAGUACGGUCAGGUUGCUGUUACACUGACAGCACCUAACAUGCCUCCACUAAAGUUGACAAAUCACUUUUCUGAUGCAGUUGAGAAAACACCAAUCAAAGUGUAUCGCAUGUUUGGUGAAGGAAUUGAUUGUGGUUCUGAGGCGUCUGAGUGGUUCAGCAAGUACCUUGAAUUGCCUGGAUGUCGAGUAUAUUACAUGACAAAAUAUUGCCAACCAAGACAACUGACAACUGACUCUAAAUAUGGUCAUGUAGCUCAACAACAGGACGAGGUGGCCUUUGCAAAUUUUGCUCCAUACUUGCUUACAUCUGAGGCUUCUUUAGCAGACCUCAACUCGAGAUUAGAUAAACCACUUAGUAUUCGCAACUUCAGACCAAAUAUUGUUAUCAGAGGUCCCAAUGCUUUUGAAGAGGACAAUUGGAGCAAUUUCGCAAUUGGAGCUGCUCAUUUCAGAAAGCUCAAGGAAUGUGGUAGGUGUGCCUUGACUACGUUGGAUCCUGACACAGGGGAGAAACUUGGAGAAGAACCUUUGAAGACAUUGAGAAGCUAUCGCUCUGAUGAACGAUAUGGAACUGCUCCCAAAUUUGGACUUCAUGCUACGAUAGACAAGGGUGGUGCAGUUUUUAUAGGAGAGCGAGUGUUUGUCUAUGAUGAAUUUAGCAUGGUCGACUGGUUGAACGUUUUCUCCGGCGUUGUUAACCUGGAACAGUCAUCUUAUGGGGUUGUCGUGGCUUUGGCUUUGUUUAUAGCCGUGCUGCUGGCACGUAGAGGCACUAAAACUGUUCGUUGUCGAGAAGUAGGAGUAGUCAGCAAGAUGUAUCUCUAUCCAGUUAAAUCCUGCAAGGGCAUACCAAUAACGAGUGGAGAAUGUACAUCUAGAGGUCUUAGAUACGACAGAUGCUGGGUCGUGGUGGAUGCAGAAGGACAGUUCUUGACACAGAAGAAGCAGCCUAGAAUGGCACGUGUAGCUCAGGAGCUGGAGAUAGACCACCAUGGUCAGGCUCUGCUCACACUGACAGCACCUGACAUGCCUGAACUAAAGCUGACAAAUUAUGUUCCUGAUCAUAUUGAGAAGUCACAAGUCAAAGUUUAUCGCAUGUUUGGUGAAGGAAUUGAUUGCGGUUCUGAGGCAUCUGAGUGGUUUAGCAAGUACCUGGAAUUGCCAGGAUGUCGAGUGUAUCACAUGACAGAAUAUUGCAAGUCGAGACAACUGACAACUGACUCUAAAUAUGGUCAUGUAGCUCAACAACAGGAUGAGGUGGCCUUUGCAGAUUUUGCACCAUACUUGCUUACAUCUGAGGCUUCUCUGGCAGACCUCAACUCGAGAUUAGAUAAACCACUUAGUAUUCGCAGCUUCAGGCCAAAUAUUGUUAUCAGAGGUCCCAGCGCUUUUAAAGAGGACAAUUGGAACAAGUUCACAGUUGGAGCUGCUCUCUUCAGAAAGUUGAAGGAAUGUGGGAGAUGCAUUUUGACAACAUUGGAUCCUGACACAGGGGAGAAACUUGGAGAAGAACCUCUGAAGACAUUGAGAAGUUACCGGUCUGAUGAACGAUAUGGAACUGCUCCUAAAUUUGGACUUCAUGCCACGGUGGACAAGAUUGGGACUGUUACUGUAGGAGAUCGGGUGUUUGUCCAUGAUGAAUGAUAAAUGUUGUCAGCUGAGGCAUGCAACU